Molecule: messenger RNA, 156 nt
Organism: Anthostomella pinea
Lineage: Eukaryota; Fungi; Ascomycota; Sordariomycetes; Xylariales; Xylariaceae
Source: the annotation of a GenBank genome assembly
AUGCAGUUCACCACCUCCUUCAUCCUCGCCGCGACGCUCUUCGCAGCUGUCCACGCAGCCCCGCUGACGCACUCGUCGCGACAGGCGGCGACCGAUGUCCAACAAUUUUACGACCAUGUGGGUGAAGAGUGGCAUGAUUUGACGCACCCAUUCUGA